GAUACCCAAACAUUCAUGGCUGAAAUUUGCCUCAUCACUGGAGAGUGAUCUGCUGGUGGACGGAAAACAUUAUAACCAAACUUAGAUUGUUAAAUUAAUUUUAAUAAUUGCGUGAACUUCUUGUACCCAGUGGAAAUACUAAUUCAAAAUUAUGCCAGAAUUGGUAAUUUAACGAAUAAGAAAGAAAUUAAACUUAUCUUUAUUGACAUUUUUUUACUUUUAUUUAACAAAACAAAAAUUAAUAAAAAUAAAAUUUUAUUAAAAAAUGAUAUUAAAAAACACACUAUAUUUAGUAUUUAGCACCGGGUAAAUAAAUAGGCUAAUAAAUACUACAAAAAAGGCCUGGGGCCUAACUUUUUUAAAACUCUACUAAACAUUAUUUCUAUUAUGUAUUCCUUAUUAACUUAUUAUAAUUAUAUGCAGCAUGCACAACUGAAUUUUUUAAUAAUGAAGUAUACUCUACAGUAUUAUCAGCAUAGUAUUUGUAUAGCUACAGACUAAAGACUGAUUUCACUUUUACUUUUAGAGCUAGGCUAGGCUUUAGACUUUAGUCAACUUAGUUAUUCAAUUCUUAUACUUAUAUUAUUUUUUAUGAAAUUGAUUGUAGUAAAUGUACAGUAUGUAUUCAUUCCAGGAUUCCAGCACAUAUAAAUAAUAUUUAUAAUAGUAUUAAUACAAAUUCACAAGACAUUUUUAAAAAUAGAAAAACUAAAACUAUUCAAAUGCAAUUUUUGUUUUAAAUAGAAGAAUUUAAACAAUUUAAUGAGUGAAAAUAAAAUUAUGCAUAGUUCUCCCCCAAGGUAACAAUGAAGUUUUUUAAAAAUAACAAUUCCACGAAAAUGGUUGCGGAACAUGAAUUCAUGUAAAUAUGAAGGGAAAAGAUCCACGUUUUCCACAUUCUGUGUGUGGACAUCAGCAUCAUCUCGAUUAACAAAAUUUCGUUGAUGCACCAUCGUAGUGCUGAAUUAGGGUCUGACAAAUUCGGCAGUAGUGUGGACAGCCGCCAUACUUCUUCGUUUCAUAUCUAAUCAGUAUCAAACACUUCUUGCAUCGGCACUAUUGUAGUCUCUCCUCUUUUUCUUCCUGCCAUAUCAGUAACUUAAUAGUUAUAAUUAUUUAAAUGUAUUGAAUUGAGCUAAAUAACUUUAUACAGGUGCGAAACCAUUAAUGAACACCAAUAUAAGAAUAAUUGUGUAAAUAGCCCUUCCAACCGAAACAACUGGAUUUUUUCUUGGCCGACGCUCAAGUGGUAGAUUACCUAAUAAGCUGACUCCUCUGGACACUAACUAAAGUCAGAAAUACAUUACUAGUUACUACCCAAAUGUGUUUUAAUCUUAUCAUUAAAGUUACAAGGCUGCCGAAAUGAAUAUGGAAGUUUGGUCAUUUUUAAGUUUAUUUUAAAACCCUCCCACCCCCUUACCACAUUAUUUCAAGUCAACCAGUUAACCAACUACCUAUACUGGCUAUAGUAUAGCCACUGUAGCUUCUUUAGAUUCCAUUUAAAAAUACUUUGCAUGAAACCACUGAAUCUUUCGUAUGUUUAAUUGUUAUUAUAUGUUAUUGUCAAUUAACAAGUUUUUAAACAAAAUUACUCAAUGUUACAGUAAAUUUACAUUUGGUGCACCACUCAUUUCCCAAGGCAGCCAUCUUAGUUGCCUUGACAGCAGAUGUGUCAUGGCAACCAAGAUGGCCUGCUCAAAUGCGUAGAAGAAAAAAAAAGAGAAUGUGCUGUUUUAGCUACUUACCGAGAAAAACAAAACGUUAAAAUUUAAUUUAAAAAAUUUUGAGAAAUACCUUCAAUACUAAAAUCUCCUACUCUAUCUAACCCAAAUACUAAAUCAGGAUGCAUAACUCAAGCCUAAAUGUACCCCUAAAUUUAGUCCCCUCUUACUUAAGCUUAAAUUUACACCUAAUUUUAAAGCUUAAAUUUACACCUAAUUUUAAUCACCCCCCCCCCCCCUUUUAAAAUCUAUUCUAAUGUGUACAAUAAAACCUCAUGUUCAUGUGCUACAAUUACACUCUGUACUGUAGUGAGAAACUUAAAAAUUAAAAAAAAAAUAUAUUAACAUUAUUUUUAAAAUAUUCAAAAUGCUGAAAAACUUAGUUUUCUUGAAUACAUUUUUACAAUCUUAAAUGCAGGUUCCACUAAAAAUGAAAUCCAAAAGUUGUCUGAAAAAUCAAUAACUAUUUUCCAAAAUGGCAAAAAAUUUAACCUCAUUUAAAAUAUAAUUAAACACUGAAUGAAAUAUUAAUUUAAAAUAUCGGUGUAUUGGUAUUUAAAAAAAGAAGAGUUACUCUAGUAACAAUCCAAGAAUUAACACGAGGGAUAUAAUCCUACACAGAAACUCAAAUUGUGCCAAUCGCAAAUUAGCCAAUGUUUCUUGCAACUAAAAGCUGUGAAUAUAGGACAUUUUAUUGAUUCAAUUGGCCAGGGCAAAUUCUGGUUGAGGUCUAAACUUUUGUUUAGGUCAGAGAAUGAAACAUAAAUAACUUUAAUGGAUUUAUAUAUUUUGAUGUUCAAUUUUAUUAAGAUUCCUGAUAAUUUUCUUUGAAUUAUGUUCGUUUAUUCCUCUCAAAAGCAAAUGUCAAUAUAAUGUACAACUUUUCACUUACAGGGUUCUAGAUUAUUAGCAUUAAUCAUCAUGAUUCUUUACAAUACUCUAUGUAUUGUUGAACAUCACGGAAGUAGCGCAUAUAUUUUUAUUCUCUUCAUUUCUACAAGAUGCAUAUUUUGUUUUUGCAAGCAUCAAAUAGUGUUAAUCUUUUCUUAUACUAUCAGCUUUUACCGGGGAAGCAUCGCGACAAGGUACAGUUGGCGAUUAACCACAAGGUGUGAUGCCUGCUGAAGGUUCAUGCUGUGGACUGCUGGGGUGUCCUUAACAUUCUAUCCAUUUACCUUUUCCAUGUCCAUGUCAUCUUCCAUUUAGCUCUUCUCCUUUUAGUAACUUGAGCACUUUAUACCCACUGCAGUGUUGUUAGGCCUAUAACACCUUGAACUUCAUUUUGAACGAAGUUUUAGGUGUAACCUAUCUUGUUGCUAAUUGUAAUAUAAAUUGCCUCACAUCAGUUAAUAAAUUAUUUUCAUUUAACUAAAUACAUUUGUUUGUAUUUUAUAUGCAUCAGGUUAUUCGUAUACAGUCUCCAGAGCACGGGACCAAGCGAAUUGAUGCACAGAGCUCUGAAACUAUGACGUCAUUUCUUGAACGGGUUUGUAACAGAAUUAAUAAACAGAAUUAAAUGACACUGAUAUUAUUGGAGAUCCUUUCAGUUGUUUCACACAUAAUAUUACAAUUUACAAUUACAAUUUUGAAUAUGUUUGUAAUCAUAUGAACAUUUAUUUCAGGUUCAACAGUUAUUUUUUCUUGGAGAUACAGGAUGGGAGCUAUACAAGGAAAGAAAUAAAAAAAACUUUCUGCGUGCAUCACGCUCAAAAAAACUAAGUGACUACCAGAUUAAGUAUGUACCAAAAUUUUUUAUGCACCUGCUUAUCAAUCUGAUUAAAUGCUAUUUAAUUAUACACCUACUUAUCAAUCUGAUUAAAUGGUAUUUAAUUAUACACCUGCUAAUAAAUCUGAUUUAAUGGUAUUUAAUUAUACACCAUCUGAUGAAAUGGUAUUUAAUUAUACACCUGCUUAUAAAUCUGAUUAAAUGCUAUUUAAUUAUACACCUGCUAAUAAAUCUGAUUAAAUGCUAUUUAAUUAUACACCAUCUGAUGAAAUGGUAUUUAAUUAUACACCUGCUUAUAAAUCUGAUUAAAUGGUAUUUCAUUAUACACUGCAAUAAUAACCUAAUUCUCCCGUAUUUUAUCAAAAGUGGUCCUGCUUAUUAAGUUUUUAUAAAACUGCUGCUUUGCGAUACAACUACGAAAUAUUUUUACCCACUUUGUCAACCAUGUGUUGCAUUUGUACAUGCAUUUCUUUUACUAACAACUGCAAAGUGUAAUGACUAUAAUUAUAUAUUGUAUAAAGUUUAGAGGGCUUCAUAAGAUCUAGUGGGGGGUUUUUUUCUGUUAAAAACAAAUAAUAUUUUUAACUCCCAAUUUAAAUAAAAUAUGUUAUUAGUGGAAGCUGGUUGACAGGUUCAGUUAGACUCUGUACAAACACUUUCUUGCUCUCAGGCAUGGAGACAUGCUGUUCAUAGAAUUCAGCCAGAAAGCAAGGGCAGAGGCGGCAGCGGCUGUAGCUGCAGCUGAUUUCCCAACAAACACAUCCAGUGAGACAGGUCUGGCUAGCCUAGUGCCUGAUGUCGUGGAAGAUGAGGUGGACAGAUUAUUAAGGGAAGAAGAUGGAAAAAUUUAUAGGAACCGAAAUGAGCAGUUGUAAGUUCUGUGCUGCAUUACAGACAAGUCACCCUAUUUUUUAAGUCUGUUUGACAUGUGAAGCUUGUAAAGAAUUAUUUAUUUUUAAAUCGCUACUUAUAAUAAAAUCAUUGUCACCAAUUUUUUCUCACAUAGAAGAGCAGCAAUUAUAUUGGGAGAUCAUUUACCUAUGAUCACAAAUAUUAGUGGUUAUAGUUUUAGAUUUAACUAUGUUUUCCUUGUAAUAAUGCUUCUCAACUAGUGUACAAUUAUUAAGAAGUGGGCCCCAUAUAUUUAAAAGGUUAUCAAAGCAACUUAUGUGUUAACCAAAGAUUCUAAUCAAAAGCAACAAAUGCAAUAAAGGAGAUUUGUUUUGUUUGCUGUGAUGCAUACUUGGGGAUGCACUGAGGAAUGUCUCCAAAUAUUUGACUUUAUUCUUCACAUUUUCUUUUUUAAUACUUAGGUGUAGGCAUGGGCCUCAAGGUAAAUGCCUCCAUUGUGUUCCACUCGAGGUAUUUAUAGUCUUUUAAAUUUUAUAACAAUCAAUUAACGUUAAAGCAGUUACAAAAUUAUGUCAUUUGUCUUUUUUUUUCUUAGACAGUUUGCUUAAAUACCGGGCUGUCUAGAUCAAAAUCAAAACUUGGCAGCCCUAUUUGUAAAGCAGCUACUUGUUUGAGUUGAACUGGUUUUGUGUAAACAUUUUGUCUUGACCAGUUCUAGGACUUAUUUGGCUAUAAAACAAUUAGAUCAAUGUACUAAAAUGUGAAGAAAGAUUAAAGUGUUGGUGUUAUGUAUAAAAUAUCCCUGUAUAGUUGUUGUUUUUAAUGCAAAUGCCCAACUAAUGUGUGUCAAUGCAAUGCAAUCUUCUUCUCUUGGGGACAGCCUUAUGAUCAGGAGUUUCUCAGCAAAUGUGAUCCACCAAUAAAGUUCUUGUCUUUCCACUCAUACAUAAGAAAGCUUACCGGUGGUGUCGACAAGUAAGUCUUUAUGAGAGCACCUCCUAAAAAACAAACUUUCUGUAUGUUUUCUAUCCAGAAGUUAAUUAUUGAUUUUUUAAGUAACUGUUGUGAGAGGAGAAAGCAUUGCCUGAGUUAAAUGGGCAAUACAUGAAUUAAACAGGCAACGCAUGAGUUAAAUGGGAAAUGCAUGCUUAGUGAGAUUUUAAAAAAUGAACAUUAAUAUUCAUGUAUAUAAGAUGUAUCUUUAGAUGUAACACUACACUAUGGUUUUCAGUUCCCACCAACACGCAUCAAAGAAUUCAAUGCGGAAGCAUUCCUUUCUUUCUCCAAUUAGGCUUUGUCAUUUUUAUUGCAUCUUGAAAAAUGAAUUGUUAAUAAGUUUUUGUUUUUUUGAAGAUAUAACAUUUUUCCUGAAGGCAUUAUGACCCAUACCUUGAAUUAUUUUAACGUACGCAUUAGAUGGUGUUGAUUACAGCUUUAAAAAAAAUAUCUACAGUAGGACAAAAGUAAUUUAAAAAUGUAUAUUAGUUUCAUUUGUCAUACAGGGGGAAAUUUGUGAACCUGGAAAACUUGAGUUGUAAAAUAAAGCCAGGCUGCAAGGAACAUCCACCUUGGCCAGGUGGUAUUUGUACUAAGUGUCAACCAAGUGCAGUGACUUUGAAUAGGCAGGUAAGAUGGUAAAAACCAUGUUCAUGUGCUUUUUAGGAAACACAUUCAGCACAAUGCUUGUGGUUAAGAUAAAUGUUUUGUGAAGGGAUGAAGAUGAGAAAGAGAGAAUUGAAGAAGAAGAAAAUGUCUAUAAAUUAUAAUAGCUGUGUUAGUUCAUUUAUUUGAAUUGUGAAACUAGAAUAAAAAAUUUCCUAGCAGCCUUGGUCUUUGCAUUGUAACAAUUACUUAUACUGUGUAUUGCUUUGCUCAAAGUUAAGCUAGAUAUAAUUGAGUGUUGAGUCAAUGUUUUUUUAUUCACAAUAAAAAGUUUCUGUUCUUCAUGCAAAUAAUUCUACUAAUGCUUAAAUUUUCUCAUGAUCUAUGUUAGCCUUUAUGAGCAUAUUUAGACUUCAACCAGUGCUUUAAGAUAAUUUAUACUUUCAUAAUAUUUUUUCAUAAAAUUUUUUUUUUACAUUAGCUCUUGAAGUGCGACAUACUGCAACUCACUUGAUGUGUUUACAUGAAGAAAUGUUGACAUGUUCAAAUGAACAAAAUUACUUGUUUUUUUAUACAAUAGGGUCUUCUUUUUUCAUGAGACUUUUUGUGACACUUUAUCCACAGGAAUACAGGCACGUUGACAACAUUAUGUUUGAAAAUCCAGCAGUCGCUGACAGGUUUCUUAAUUACUGGCGCUUCUCAGGAUGCCAACGCCUCGGCAUUUUAUUUGGUCGCUAUGAGAUGUUUAAAGAUGUACCUCUGGGUAUCAGAGCCAGAGUGGCUGCCAUUUAUGAACCGCCACAGGUAACCCACCAAACUUUCAUACCUAUUUAAUUUUUUUUUAAGUGUUAGAUUUAAUCACUCCCACCACUUGCAAUUGUUCUGUUGCCAUUUUUACCAGUUUCAGUAAUAUAGAAAGAACUUAUGGAGAAUGAAGUCCUGAUAUGUUGAUAUAAUCUGAAAGAACGUCUGGAAAAAUUCGUGGGUUACAAAUUUUAGGAUAUUGUAUGCUAACGUAGAGUUCCCCUUUGCCAAAACUUUUAAUAUUUUAGUAAAAUUCUGGUUGCACUUCUUUCAUAGUCUCUCCAUCGCUAUCAAUGCAAUGUGUUUUAAGAUAUUGAUAUUAAGAUAUUGCAAAAUUUCUUUCUUAAAAUAGUAAUUAUUGUUAUAAAUUAGUGCCAAUAUCAUUUAAUCUUUACUAAAGUUUCUCUUAAUCUUUGUUUUGCUAAAUAAUCAAGAAUUCUCUCAUUAUAUAUAGAUAAUAUAUAAAUCCCCAAGCUACAUUUCUAAGAUUCUAAUGAUUUUUAUCAUUUUUAGUUAACCAAAAACUAAUUUCUCUUUUAAAUGACAUAAUUUCAGGGCAUUCAAAAUGUCCUCAGAAAUGUGUUUAUGAAAAUAUGUACGUGCUGAAUUGUAGCUUUUUUCUAUUAUUUACUCAGCAAACAACAGUAAAUAAAAUUGAACUUAAACCAGACCCAAAAGAAGCACUUGUGGUGGCUGCUGCUGAAAAGAUGGGAUUGAGACCAGUGGGCUGGAUAUUUACAGACCUUGUAGCUGAUGAUCUAUCGAAGGGAACUGUCAAGAACUUCAGAGGCAAUAUCGUGAGUGAAUACAAUUGAGUCGUGUGCUUUUUUAUACUUGACCCUAAAACUGUCAUAUUGGCUGAUCUUUGGCCGUUAUACCCCAUUCUGUGGUGUCACGGCCGAUAUAAUCAGGGGCUAGCAAAAUCUUCAUUAAAAAUGCAAAUGAUUUAAUGUAUAUUAUUUAAGGGGAAACUCUGUAUCAAUGAGUUGGCUUCCUAUUUCUGUUAUUAUCUGUGUGUUAAUGUGCUUUUAUCAGGAUUUGUUUUGUGAAUCAGGUGUGGAAUUUUCUCAAUUUUUUUUUUUUACCAUAAUGUCUGAUGCUGGAGAGGGUACCCUCUAGAUUUCAAAAUCAACACAGAAUUUCUUUAUUGGAAUUAGUUCAAAUAUUUUAAAAUGAAGGCAAUGAUUUCAGAGAUAUUCCAUAUGCUAGCAAUGACAGUCUUCGCUCUAGUGUUGAUGGCCACUUAAGAGUCAGAUAUUUACAAUUUUAUCCCUAAGCUUAGUCAUAUUGUUAUAGACAAAUUUGUUUGGGAAAGGGUGGAAAUCUAACAGAAAAAGACCCAUAUUGGAUCCUAAAGACAUUUAUAUUUGUAUAUGUUCUGGAGUAUUAAUUAAUAUAAAAAAAUGGAUUUAAUAUCUUCAAUUGAGAAGGAAUUUUUGAGCUGAUUAUGUGCUUUACCCUUGUACUUUAUAUGACAGAAAUUUGAAGCUAGUGAGAAAAAAAAUAAUAAUUAUACAAUUUUCAAUAUAAAUAUAAGUAAUUAUAACUUGUCAUUUUCUGAAAGAAUGUUGGUUCUAGUAUCUCAAAAACUUGAUUUAAUGAAAGUUUGGACAAUUAAUGAAAUUCAAAAUUUUACUCACUCUGUAAAGGUCAAGGCCAAUAUCAACAUGCAUAAUAUAAAAACAAAUUCUUUUCAUACCAUAAGAUACCUUGUCCAAUGUACUUUCAGAAAAUGUAUAUUUGUCUCUGAAUUCAUUUAGUCUGGGAUUUUUGUCAUUUUUGACAAGCAUAUGAAAAUGCUAAAAAUGGCUUUACACUAUAGAAAAAUGUUAUAAUUGUAGGGUUAGUGCUUGUUUAGAUGACCUUUACAUGGGCAAUUCAUAUUUUUAUUUUCCAGUUUUAUAAUUAUAGCUUUUAGAUUUGCAAUGGUUACAAAAAAAUAUUUUCUAAGAACAUUAUGCAAUAAUUAAUAAUGAUUCUUAUCAUAUUGAGGAUUCUCACUUCUUGAGUGCUGAGGAAUGCAUCAUGGCAGCCGAUUACCAGAACAGAUUUACCAGCCCGUGCAGAUUGUCUCCCGACGGACACUUUGGAUCAAAGUUUGUAACCGUUGUAGUAACUGGUAAGUAUGAAGCGCAAUAAGCACUGAUCUAUAUGGAUUUUUAUCUCCAUUUCUUUUAUCUAUCAAAAUAAAUAAUUCUCUAUGCAACAAUAACCCUAACCCCAUUUAACUAAAUAAAAUUCCCUAUAACUGCACUAAAGGAGAUUCUUCAAAAUACUGCAAGUGCAUUUGGUGCCUAAUAUUUUCUUUUGUUUCAUGGAAAUGGUGUGAUAAAUCUGCGAUUACAUUAGAAUAUUAAUAAUAUAGUUCAGGGGCAGUUGUGUACAGGGGGUGGGUAGCACUAUUUGGGAUUCUUCUAAAUGUGUUACUUGAAUGCAAGUAACUAUAGUACAUGGGCAUUUCACACAGUGUGGUCGCCAUUGUUUGGCGGUUUAAUUACUAGUAUAUCAUAAGAGCAGCAAUUAUAUGGGGAGAUCAUAUACCUAUGUUAUUUUGCUCACUGCCAGCUUCCUUAUGCUGGACUUCAUUUUGCCAUGAUAAGUAAAGCUUUUGCAAUUCAUUUCUUAUAGUUUUUGUUCAGCUUUUGAUUUCUAUGCUAGGUGACAAUGACAACCAGAUUCACUUUGAAGGCUAUCAAGUAUCCAAUCAAUGCAUGGCCCUGGUCAGAGAUGACUGUUUUGUUCCAACAAAAGAUGUGCCUCAGCUGGGAUUCAUCAAGGAGUCUGGCAAUGAACAGUACGUGCCUGACGUCUUUUAUAAGGUACGUAAUUAUUCCAACAAUAUUUCAGUUUUACUUGUAAAGUGUUAGUUAUAACUAAGUAAAUUCCCUAAGAAAACAGUACAAACACCUAAGAGAAUUGUACAUCAACAAAAGAAAACAGUACAUCAACCCAAGAAAACAGUACAUCAACCUAAGAAAACAGUACAUCAACCCAAGAAAACAUUACAUCAACCCAAGAAAACAGUACAUCAACCCAAGAAAACAUUACAUCAACCCAAGAAAACAUUACAUCAACCCAAGAAAACAUUACAUCAACCCAAGAAAACAGUACAUCAACCCAAGAAAACAUUACAUCAACCCAAGAAAACAGUACAUCAACCUAAGAAAACAGUACAUCAACCUAAGAAAACAGUACAUCAACCUAAGAAAACAGUACAUCAACCUAAGAAAACAGUACAUCAACCUAAGAAAACUUCAGUUUUUAACAUUCCUUUAUUUGGUAAUUUAAUGACAAAUGCUGACGAUUUAAAUUGAAAACAAAAAAUUAAUUAUUAGAGAAGUUGAAGAUGUUUUAUUGUUUAUAUUUGACUCAGGACAAAAAUAAAUAUUAGAGAAUUUGAAAAUGUUUUAAUGUUUAUAUUUGACCCAGGAUAAAGAUAAUUAUGGUAAUGAAGUGACUCAUAUUGCCAGACCACUUCCAGUUGAAUAUUUGCUGGUCACAAUUCCAGCAGCUUUUGCAUCAGACUUUCACUACACCUUCAAAUCUAAUAUUCAGAUGGAAAGUUUUCCUGUUGAGAAUAGGGAACAUGUUGGACAAACUCAGGUGAGGGACAAACUCGGGAAGGACAUAUUCAAUUGAGGGAAAAAGUCAGGUGAGGGACAAACUCAGUUUAGAACAAUUUCAAUUGAGGUACGAGAGAAAACAGGCAUAAAAACUUGUAUAAGAGACUUGUAACUUGUUUGGCACGCAUGGCUUUCAAGGAUAUUGUCAACAUGGUGAUAGCUAUUGGAGGAAGAAGUCGAAUAACGUUCCCAGAAUUGGGAUCAAAACAGAUUAGGGAGAGAAAAAAAUGUGACCUUUCAGGUAAGAACUAACAGUGACCAAAAAUUAUUUUUGUCAAGAGCAAGAAACUUUAAAUGUCACAAAACUAAGGUUGUCUUUACCCACCUUUUCCACUUAAUUCUUGAGUAUUUGGCCAUAGGGUUUUUAAAGCUAAUUUGAUUUUUUUGACUGAUUAAAGUUCAAUUCACAAUCCAUGUUGACUGUUGACGUGACAAACACAAGAAAUGAAGCAGACUAAACAAGUCUACCUCUUAAGAGCUAUUUGAUUUUAUAUAGCACCUUUCAUAUUGUAUGAACCACAGAAUCAAAUAUAAUUCCCCUGGGCACUGCUUCUCACUGAACACUCCAUUCUUUUCCUUAAUGCUAUACUGAAUUGUGAAGAGUUAUUUUAAUUUGUUUUAGUAUGUUGUGAGAUGCAUGCAAAAAAACUAGCAUGAAGCUAUAAAUAAGUUUUUUAAAUUUCUUUUUUUUUUUUCCUCUCUCCAUCAGGAUUUUGCUGCUUUAACGUCAUAUCUGAAAAGAUUUCUUCCAAACAAAUUUUUGGAAGCCAUGUCUGAUUUUCACUUGCUUAUAUUUUUGGCAACAUCUGACAUGUUACCACUUAAGGUAAGAUUACUGGAAAAACCAAUCUAUUACCUUUGAAUAUGGUACACAAAUAAACUGUUUCUAUUUAGGUAUUGUGGUCAAGUCAGGUAUUUAGUUUAAUUUCAAACCUUGGGCUGAUGUAACGGAUGCUUCCUGGUGACUUGGUUAAGCAGACAGAGAAGGGCAGUUUGUUGUAGUACUGUGCUUUCAAAUUGUUUGGUUUGUUAGCAAUGUUUGCAUGACACAUUGGAUUAAGUUUUCUAUUGAUGCAUCCUUGUCUUUCCAUGCUAAAAAAUUUAGAUAAAAAAUUAUUUUUUUUAAAACUAACUUUAUGAACAAAUGUUUUUUUAAAAAUAUGUACGCCACAUUUAACAUAAUAUGAGAUAAAAACAUAGUAGUACUCCUUUUGUUUCCCCAUAGUUUUUACCCUUAAGAAAUAAAAAAAAUUAGAUUCCCAUAUUUUUAUGAGCAACAAUUCUUCUAAAAUGUAUUUCUUCAGGAAAAGAUGGAUAUACUUUUUGAAGCUGUUAAAAACCACAAUGAGACAAAAGCGUUGGAUUUUAUGAAAACGGAGGAGUGGGCCACAGUUGAAGCGAUGAUGUCUGAUCACGGUAAAUAUUCAUUUAACUUUAUUUAAAUAUACAUUUUCUUGAUUUAAAAACUCAAGUGAUUUUCAAUGAAAAGUUUAACAAUAAAUUUGGACAAAAACAUUUUGUAAUUUAAACAGUCUUGCGUGUUUCACUAAUGUCAACAUUUAUAGGAAUCAUCUAUAUCCUGACCUAUCUAUAUUUUCAGCAAGCAUCCAGGGAGCUGUUGCAUCGGGUCAGGACUCCUCACAAGCAGGAGGCUCAAUGUGGACUUGUGUUCACUGCACCUUCAUCAACAAACCUAUUGACAACACAUGUGAAAUGUGCUCCUUGCCUCGGUCUUAGACUUUUUUCCCCCUUGCCUUCUCUGUUGAUACUUGUAUUACUCUAGCUUUCGAUGGUUACCCCUCCAAAAAUGUCUACAUAUGAUUAAUAAAUGUAAGAGGAGAACUUUUGCAGGAUUCUCUGCAUUGAACUAGGAGCAUUUAUUUAUUCAGAUUUCUUAGAGCUUUUGAGAUUUCUUUUUCUCCAAGUUUUAACAUAUCAACAUACAGAAUGGUUUGAAAUAUGAUUCUUAGAUAUUUUUAAAAGCACUCUCUGGAACUUUAAAAAAGUUAAUGCUCGAUCGGAAGUUUUUGGUGAUUCAAUAUAAUGCAAACGUAUUGUGAUUAUGUUCAACAUAAAGGCAUGUUAAUAGUGGAUCAUUUUCACAUAAUACCUAUAUUAAAAAAAAUGUUCGUAAAUAAAUUUAAUCUUAAUAAAGAAUCUUAUGUUUUAAAGCACAUAAUUUAUAUAGCAGCAGAUAACUUUCUUUAAUAAAUUACAUAAUUUUGUUAUUUUUAUGGUCAUAUAUUGAGGAAAGUAUGUUUCAAUUAUUAGUUUAUUUGAGGUCAAAUCCUAAUCAGGAGGAAACAUAUUUGCAUGGUUUGGGGUUUUUUUCAAACAUUAACAGUAAUUUUUUUUAAGUAUCACCUAGAAAAUGGGAUAGAUGAUUUUUUCAACAAUUUUGCUGCAUGUUUCACCUAAACCUAGCUAGAAGUCAGGGUUACCAUGUUAUUUAUCCCUUCGAUGAAAGUAGCAAACUUACCUAUUCCAAGUUAGAGCUGCUUUACUGUUUCAAUGGCAAAUUUACUAAUGCCAUAAUUUACUCUGUAGUUUUCACAUGUGAGGCUUGAUGUAUUUGAUUAAAAAAUCACUUUUUCUUACUCUUGUUUUAUAUUUUUAAGGAUUAAUUGAGUCCCAGGUGUUUAAUUGUCUGAAGUUACAUGAUGAAAUUGGUGGGGAAGGACUUACCCUAUGUAUGUUUCCGAGCCAAUGUUUAGCAAGUUUUUAAAUUGGUCAACAUGACUACAUGCCAUGUAGUUGAUAAAAAAAAAAUUGUCAUUAAAAGUUUAUUUAUCUAAGCUGUCUUUCUUUCUUUUUUUUUUUUUCAAAACUUUUUUUUAAAUUUAGUUUUGUGUUUAAA
This is a messenger RNA of Lymnaea stagnalis (great pond snail), 13185 nucleotides long. NCBI's taxonomy places the organism in Eukaryota, Metazoa, Mollusca, Gastropoda, Lymnaeidae. The record is from the annotation of a GenBank genome assembly.